Messenger RNA from Athalia rosae (coleseed sawfly), 9196 nucleotides. Its product is annotated as general transcription factor 3C polypeptide 1. Gene Ontology annotation, biological process: transcription initiation at RNA polymerase III promoter; 5S class rRNA transcription by RNA polymerase III. NCBI's taxonomy places the organism in Eukaryota, Metazoa, Arthropoda, Insecta, Hymenoptera, Athaliidae. Gene Ontology annotation, cellular component: transcription factor TFIIIC complex. Gene Ontology annotation, molecular function: DNA binding. The transcript is spliced from 13 exons. The coding region runs from base 1691 to 8800 and encodes 2369 amino acids. The record is from RefSeq and is a predicted model, not a curated record.
GUUUUUUUUUUUAGGAAAUGCGCGCGCAGUGGGCGCGUUCUCGGUUUCUGGUAUGUCAAGUUGAUAGGCUGACGCUGGAUUUACCGAAACGAAAUUCUUUCCCAUGGCGUACAACGGAAUUUAAUACGCAAACGCGUACGUAUCAUAGCCACGGCGCUAGGAUCAGCGUGUUCGUUAUUGGGGUAAAAGUAAUUUUUGAAAAGCACCAACUUCUUCGGAGUUCCUUUCAUAAGAUAACAGGAUCAUGUCAGAUGGGGGUGGAGAUUGCGGGGGUGGCGGAGAUACCGGGGGUGGCGAUUGCGGGGGUGGCGGAGAUACCGGGGGUGGCGAUUGCGGGGGUGGCGGAGAUACCGGGGGUGGCGAUUGGGGGUGUUCCGAUUCUGGCGGAAAUCAUGAAAUGAGCGAGAAUAGUCACGAUGGAAAUCAACACGGUGACUCAUCGCACGACCACGGUGUAACGAUUCACCACGGGGUGAACGACAAUUUUGACGCAACGCCAAACUUCGAUACGAAUCACGGGGGAUACAACGUUACACAAAGUUCCAUGAAUUUUUCAUCGAGAACAAGAUCACGGGGAAAGACGAAAUGUAUCGGAAGUCCCGCCGGUCAUAUAGCAAUUGCGAUAUUUUUACUGACAGUGUUCGCCAUCGUAGUUAUAAUACUUGCAUUGAAAUAAUUCGCUAUCGUGAUCAUUUACCUCAUUUGGCUUUGGAUGAUAUGAAAUGAAUUCUGCGGGAAAAAGAAGAGAUAAAAAACCGUUCUUUAUUCCAAUGGUAAAAAGGCCGUUGAUUGUAAAAAAUAUAGAUGAUUUUUCCUACAAGUCAGAAGUGAAAAAUCAAAAUCAUUGAUCGUGCCUUUCUCGGUAUUUUUGACUUAAAGAGCUUAGUAUUUCGAAUAAAUUCUUUUCCGUGAGUCUAUCGUUACGCCGUUUAUUCACUGGAACUAUACCGGACACUAAAUACAACCCCAUCGGCCCAAAUUUUAAAUUGUAAAAAUCACUGAUAUCAUACUUACCUUAUAUUAUAUCGCACAAUGUAUUUUAUACUCUUUUUUAUUUUUGGAUCGAACUUUCAUACGUCGAUGACAUGUAUACAAUUUUAAAUUACAAAAAUCACUGAUAUUAUACUUACCUUAUUUUAUAUCACACAAUUUAUUUUAUACUCUUUUAUUCUUAAAUCGAACUUUUAUAUGUCGACAAAUAUAUCACGUCAUGUAUUGAACGAAUGUCCUUUGGACUCCUAAUACCUGUUUUUCCGGGGAAAAUUCAAAUCAUAUGAAAUAUCAAAACAAAUGAAUCAAUCCGUCGAAUCAAGCAGGGUUUUCAAUUCAAAUUGCAACCAAUCAGAAUACGAAUCAACCAAUCAAAGGGCUCAGAACCUAGGGACUUGAGUGUGGGAAUGUUGCGAGUAGAAUGCAGAAUUGACCCCUCGUGGGAAAUCUGAGAAUUCAAUUCUACUCAAUUCUACUCUAGUCGGUAAAACAAUCAACUAGACUAGACUGAUCUGUCAGAGAUCCGGUCCUAUGCAUGGAAUUUUCAGGUUACGAAUGUGUUUGCAAUGCGUUCGAAGCUAUAAAGCUACCAGAACGAAAUGAAGUGAUGAAUCUAUUCAAUUCUACGACGAUAAGAACGGGGAUGCAAAUGUAUGUAACAAAUAGCUAAAUCAGCAGAAGGGAAAAUAACACAACCAACAUGGUUUCGUACUCAACAAUCAAUAUUGUUGACAUUGUGAUUGAUGAAAUUGCUCUUGAGGGAUUGGAUGGAAUCACAUUGGAAGCACUAUGGCAGCGUCUUUCCCUCCGGUUGCAAGAGCCUCCUCCGCUAGCCAAAGCAUUUAUGGAACAAGUUUGGGCUAUAUGUGUGGAAGUCGAUGGAGUCGAUUACUACGAAUUGAAAAUACCCAGAGAGAAGCUUGUCAUAUUCGACAGAUACGAAUUCAUCGAUCCUGAUCUUGGCACGAUCUUAGAGCCUGAUGAAGUCCCCAAUGAUAUCUAUCCCCAUUCUCCUAUUGACGAUGUUGUGAAUGGGGUAAGAGGAUCGUGCUCAACUUAUAAUACUCGUAAAAAAAUCACUCAACAUGUGAGAACUCUUACUGUAGACCAGGCUGCAACUGAGUUUGGAGAAAAAUUGGUCCUUGUUUGUACUCAAGCACUUCGGGAGGAGGCUUUAAUGGGUGAUGGAGUUUGCCCUACUCUGGAAUUAACGGUGAUGCAACACUGCUUUUUGGAAAGAGUUGGACGUUCCCGUUAUCACGGGGAAGUUACUCAGGGAAAAAUCAGUCUUGCAUUGCUCAAGGAAGAUCCAAAGUCCUUGUUUUACCACAGAAAAUUUUUAAUCGAUCACAAAUUAAUCACCAAACAAAUUCAUCAUCAAAAAUCUGGCGGUCAUAGUUGCAGCGGUAGUUUACUUCACCUGCCACGUUUUUAUGUUGAGAGAAAACCAAAAGCUAUUUACCUUGCUGAACAAGUUAUAGAGAUACUGAAAUCGAAACGAAACUGCGUUGCCGAGUACGACGAGAUAAAGAAAGAACUGCAAAUUGAAAAUUCGAUUAAAAAACUAUUCAAAACUGCAUUCUUUCAAAAAGUUUGUAAAACUGAUCUGAGGGUGCCGUACAGAACAAUUUACCCAAAAGCUGAAGACAAAGAAUGGCAGCAAAAAAAUAAUAAUACUAAAGAAAAGUCAAUCAGGGUUGUUCAACUCCUGGAUCCAGAUUUUGAUGUAUCAGAGUUAUGGGGAAAAGAAGAAAUUGUUGACGAUGACGAGCCAUAUGAACUUGACAUAUCAAAUCUGAAGUUGAAUGUCCCAUUAUUGAAGCAAGCAAAUCGUAUAGUGGAGCAAAGUGGUCCCAAUGGUAUUUCACAGUGUCAGGUAGCAAAAAUUAUGGGGCAAACCAAGCUGCAGGCUCGCACGAUACUCAGAAACUUAGUGAGACUAAAAAUCGUUGCUACUUUCAUGAAUGACGUAGGCAGACAACGUGUUACUAAGUUCGUUUCUAAAAAAUACGAAAAAAAUAGCGAAAUGAGCAAGCAGUUCGAGCAGGAAAUGGAUAAGAUCAAGGAGCUCACAAAAAUGAUGGAUGUCAAAAAAACCACAGAACAAACUGUUGACGACACUGUGAAAGUUGAAGAUUCUAGUCGAGGUAGCGAAUCAACAAACAAAAAACUUUCUGCGGAGGAUCAGGAAAGCACCGAAGCGACAACGAGUGAGAAAAGGGAUGAGAAUCUCAUGACAAGUUCUGAGGCAAUGGAGCAUUGCAAGAUAGACGAGGAACUUAUAAAAUUGAAAUUUUCAAUAGUCCAUCAAGUACUGAAGAAGUACGGAUUGACGAAGUUUGUAAAAAAAUACAGAAGAACGUCUUCCAAUUUCGACAAGAAAGAUCGAUUGACUCGCUGUGAAAAUUCCUUGCCAUCAUUAAAUAAAAUUGAGCAAAAUCGUGCGCGACUGACGGAACAAAUUUUGGAAGAACAGAAUAAGAGAACUCCGAACUGUAACUCAUCCGAACAGGCUGAAGUCAUUUCUUACUUCGAUAGUAUAGAAGUGAAAUUAGUCGAACUGCGACCGCAGCAUAAAAUCGGAAAGCCAACCCAUCAAGUCGUCGGAUUCAUAGAAGAUCUGGAUAUUAACGAGAAAAAGAAUAUAUCCAGUAUUACUUACAGGCUACUCAAAAGAGCCAACAUGAUCAUCGAAUCUGUGAAAGAACAUAAAGUUAUCGACGAUCUGACAAAACUCAUGAAGAUGAUAAACGAGGAAGAGGACAAAAAAGGCUACGAUUAUAAAAUUGACAAAAAGUCACUGACCAGGCUCCUUCAAAAACUGGCCAAAGACAAUGUGAUAAAAAACAUAAAACUCACACUUCGCGCUAACAAAAGAGAAAAAACUCUCAACUUCAUUUGUGAUCCAUCCAUCGGGAUCGAUCACACCGUUAUUCAGUCCGCUGUAGAACAAGCUAAAAUAAAAUUCUGUCUAUUAGGAUCUCAAAAAAUCAAAGCAAUGAUACAAAGCCAGCAGAAGCAAGACGAAGACGCUUCGGCGGGUCACAUGGAGGGUGUCAAUUCUUUGAAAGUAUCCGAUCUCUCCGAUAAAGCAAGCCUCUCUACUACCGGGUCUCUUAAAUAUGACUUUAAAGCUGGCAAACGAUAUGGUUACAGUCCAAAAUUCGUUCGGAUGAAGGUGUUGCAUAUAUUCUUAUUUUACUCUGUCUACGACCAUCCCGGCGAACCUACCGAAUCGAAAGAUGCUCAAGUGGCCAAUUUACGCAAGAACGGAUAUGAAAUAGAUGCAGAACUCGAGGAGGAGAUGAGCACUGUAUAUAAUUCCGAAAUAGGAUGGAAAAUGUUCAUACCCCCAUUGCCCAAACACGCAGGGUGGCCCGAGGGCUGGACAAUAAUGUGCGACGUUUUGUUGCGCAUGCCGUUAUCAACUUUCAUAAAACUUCACAACGUACCAUAUUCGAUACCUGAAUUAAUGAACUAUCUGAAUCAUCCGAUCAAAAAACAUUUUUUGGUAAAAAAUUUGCCGUCACACAUCCGCAAUACACUACUGAUUGCCAGAAAAUAUAUAUACACCAUUCACGAAUCCGUAACAAGACUCUGCUAUCUUGGUUUGAUACAAUUCGGUCCCCAAAAAUUGAAAGAAAAGGAUCAAGUUUUCAUAUUUGUAAAUCGCAAAACUGAAAUGACUGAUACAACAUCGUCGGCAGCCGGGUAUCACAAAGUUGAGAACAAGGAGUAUCCAAGAAUAUCUUACGUCUUUGAUUCUUUGUCAAUAGUGGAAAAAUAUUGGUACGACAUGUGGAACACUUGCAUAAAUACUUGUUUAGGUGGAAGAUUGGUUGUGCAGGGUAAAGAUAUACUGCUGGAGGAUUUAAUCAAGAAACCCGAUAUGAUAAAGGCAGUGAAGGCUCGGGCUCCGGAAGAGGCUUUACUUUUGGACAAUGGUUUCGUACCGGGUGAUCGAAGAGGAGCGGCGGGUGUUGAUUCUGCAUUUUUUGCCCAUUUAAAACGUAACUGGAACUGGGGCACGGAUAAUGCAAAUCGACAGUACAGCAGGGGAGAGGAGAGGAAAAAGAUCGAGCAGCAGCGAAGCACUUACCUGUCGAAAAUCAAAGCGAAGCCGCUGAAGUUCACCGAGUUUGCGGGACUGAAGAAAGUCACGGGCCCCGUUACUCAACACGCCGCCGAACUGCGGAAAAAACUACAUCAAAAGCAGAAGCACGCCGAGGACCAGAAAUCGAAGCAACAAAAAUACCAGAAGCUCGUCUCUCAGCAUGUGUCGAAGCAAAAGUCGUUUGUACGGAGGGUCUUGCCGCGCAAAAGAAAACUUCGCCCUCGGGUAAAGUACGACGAGGUGGAUUUUUGCGCCUUGCAACAAAUGGAGAAGCUCCGCGUUGACUGGAAUCCGCACGAGGACAAUAUACUACUGAUGUGCAAAGUUGCUAUGAUGUAUCUGUGUCCCAAUCCGCGAAAGCAAUUGAUAACUUUUACGUCGGUGAGGGACAUUCUUCGUACUUAUUCAGCGCAUUCGUACAACAAAACAUCUCGAGCUUGCCAGCGGAGAGUUAUGUACAUGUGCAGAAGACCGCAAACGGUGAAUAGCGUUGCUCUGGGGGUUGAGGAGAUAAAGCAAAACUAUUACAUAAAUAAACGUUUCGGUGGGAUAGUCGACAGACUGAAGUCCGAGUGUCAGAACACCUACGAAUACGAGGAACAGGUGGCUAAAGCCUUCAAGGAACUCGUCACUUACAUCGAUAAGAGAUACUACAACAUCAGCGAUAUGGAGUCCAGGGAAUCCGUUCCGAUCCCCAAAACGAUACAAGAAUUCAAUCUCAUAUACAAAUUGAAGCAUCCGACGCGACAGUCCAGUCUUCACGGUUUCACCAAAGACAUCAAGUGCGUCAAUGGUAUACAUUCCGCCACCGUAAACUCUGUAAUUCACAGUUCGAUGUGCUGCGGAAAGGACAGAUCUUCUUGGGCCUACCAAUUGUUCAGAGUUUACCAGCAAUAUCCGGAAUCGCUUCUCCGUUCCGCCAUGGGUAAAAUCAGAUCCGAUCAAAUGGUUUCGAUAAAGAAAAGUUACAUGUGUGCUCUGAAGAAGUACGGUAAUUGUAUGCCCAUGAGUAGCUCGCAGUACCAAUUGAGCACCGGUUACAUCUACAAGUUCCAAACCAAAUGGCCGUACGAAAUAUUCAACGAGGCAUACCAGAUGAUGUGUAAGCUUGCCAGUUGGCAGUACGAGAACCAAUCGGCAGAUACGAAUUAUAUCGUCCCCGAAGAUGUGGAGGGAGUGGAAACUGGACACUCUACGGGUGGACUCGUGGUAGGACUUCACGAUUAUCUGGCCAGAGGUCAGAUUGAUUUCGACAUAGAAAUACCUGACCAGAUAAUCAUGCUGGAUCCGAGAUUGAAAGAGAAGGAUGAAACGUAUUUGCGGAUUGCUCAGAGAUACAACAAUAUCUUGACUAGUCUCGAUCAGUUGGGGUUGAAGAAGAAAGAUGUUGUUGGGACGAAUUUAAUGGAUCCCGAAGUCGAAGAGGAGGACGAAAUGGAGAGGAGGGAGUUCGAGGACAGAAUAGUGAAAGAGAAACGCGAUAAGGAGGAUCGCGAUCGGCGCAAUUACUGGAAGAGUAGGAACGACGAGGUGGGCAAAUGCCUGGAAGAAAAUGAGAUAAAAUUACAGCGUGAAAAAGAGGAUAAAGAGAGGAGGGAAAAGAGAGAUAAGUUCGACAAUACCAUGACGAUUAGGAAACAGAAGUAUGCUCAAGUUCUGGAAUUUGGAGAAGACAAUGUUCCAGAAGCAAUUAUAUCCGAGUUCAGAAAUAUCGAAGAUGAUAAAGGCGAUUCGGAAAGCGAUCAAGAGGAAAAUGAAGAAGCGGAUGAAGACGAAGAUUAUCACACGAUCAGAUUUCAAGACGGAACAUUGAUCACCCUCAGCAAAGAAGACAUUGAGGAUUCCUCCUGUAACUCGGAUGAAGGAGAGUCACAAGAAUACAAAAAGGAUAUCAACAAAUCCCUUGUUUCCAAUAAGAAAUUGGGUCGUUCAAUCGCGAAUACUCCAUCACAAAAAAGAAAAGAUAACGAUACUAAUGACGAAGAAGUACGGUGUAACAAAAAAGCAAAACUUGAUUCCGAUACCUCCGAAACCCCAACGCAAGAGAAUGAGCUUUCCAGUACUCCGGAAAAAAUCCAAGUCUGUUCGGAGAGUAACACAGAAGAUCCUUCCGCCAAAAGAGCGAGAAGUAAUUCUGCGGAUGACAAAGUUACGGACGAACAACCACAAAAACGAUUGCGUGCAGAUGACGGUGAAAACGUAAAGCCGGAUAUGACGAUUGUCGCCGAAUCGGGAACUGAUGCAACAAUAGAACCCAAAGUCUCUGGUGGUACCAGAGUAAACGCAGUGAUAAAAAAAAUGCAUGCGCAUGUCGGGGCGGAGUACGGAGGUGGCGAAAUAGAGGACGUUAACGAUAUGCAAAAAAGGUGCACAAGAAUAGCUCUGCUGAUGAUGCGAGAGGAACUGAACGAUCUCGCGGUAUCAGAUAACCAUCACGCUCACGAUUAUUUCGUUGUCAAUACGUUCAAGAUAUUAUGCUCAUUCAAAUUGAAGGAAACCGACGAACCCAGGAGCCUCGAAUGUUUUCAAAAUAUGAAAGUGCCCGUUGAUAUUUUACCCCUGAAUACUCGACUGGCUAAACAGUUGAUAGAGGAUUUGAAAAAAUACGCGCUCUUUCCCAAGGAUCCCACGCCUUAUGAAGACUUUUUAAACGAAGUUGGAGACGCCCUCGGGCAGGCAGAUCUGGAUACGUUGGGAACACUUCACAAAUAUGUGAGAGACAAGAAGGAAAUCGGGGCUACCAGCAAGCAAAUUGUUUCCAAGUUCAAAAGCGUAUGCAGAAGUCGUUUGCUUCGAUUGAUAUCACUGUUGACCGAGCACCGAAUAUUCCUCCGAUCCGGAGUAAUUACGGUACGCUAUAUCCACCAACAGUUUGCAGACCCUUGGCUGAUACAUUCGUACAAAAUACUUCGCCGUGACAAAGAGUCUUUGCCAGCGAUAGCCAGUGGUAACUUUUACCUUCCCGAGUUUGAGGAUAAGGCGGAGUGGUCUGAGAAACAAGCGUCUGAUAAUGACCUGUCUAACGAUACUAGUUUGGAGAAGGUGGUGGUGAUCGGGAACGAGGACAACACGGUUGUUGACAAUCAAUCUGCGGAGAAGAAAGAUAAGAGUGAAAUCGAUGGAAGCGAGGGGGGUCAAAAUGGUGCGGGGAUCGGACGUAGAAUGCAAAGGAAGCGAACGGCACUGCUUCAAUCAAAGGAUAUUCAAAAAGCGGCGAAAAAACUCGACUUCAAUACGGCGGCGGCGAUCAAGGUAGUUAUAAAGCCCUGGAUACGCAUUGACGGCGUUCUAAAUCGCAGAGUUUUGGAUCGAAUGCUAGGCGCAGUUCUCGCCUAUUGCAUCAAUCACCCCGGUGUAAUAAUGUCAAAAGUGCAGCGCAGAUUUAUGCCAGCUCUGCAACCAUUUCAUACUACCGAAUUAAUCGAAAUGCUUGCCAAGUUGGAAUGCGUGGUGAUUAAAGUUCUUCAUAAACCAAAAGUCACCCUGUUUUCAAAGCCUAUAACGACGAGAUUAGGUAAGUUCAUUUUCCUAUUAUUUAUCGAUGAACGAGCAUUGACAUUGACUUCGCUUUUCACAGGCCCCACAACAGGCUUUGACUCCGAAGAAGAAGUGAUUAUAGAACCCGAUAUCGACGCGAGUAUAAAGUUUGGCAUGUUUUUGGGAAAUAAAGCGUAUACCGUAGAUUUUUUAUCGUAGUCAACGGAAACCCACGACCAAAGACUAGAGUAUUAGUCCGGGAAACCGAUCGGUGUAUAAAUGAAUAACAGAAUGAGUGAUCCGUUUGCGAGUAUCUGAAACCCGAUGACCGAAUUCCAAAAUUGUACAUACUUGAUAUUUAUUUAAUUUUCAUUGUUGGAAGUCGAAAUCCGAUGACAAGAUUUUAUUUAUUUUUUCACCGUAGUUUUUCGAGGGUUUAUUUCAACAAUGCGCCUUAUGACAAUGACAUGGCUCAAGAACAAAAAGUAAAAUAAGAAAAACCUCAAUAAUACAAAAUACUGAUAAUUAACUACUUAUAUAUAAUAAUGUAAUCACAAGAUUUGUAAGAUGCUCUGCAACUGUUAUAAAUGUGGCAGUAGAAAUUUAAACAGCAUA